AUGUGGCCACAAAUCUUCCAACAAGUACAUGUUCAGGAUUCCUUUCAGAGCAGAUUCACCAGGAUGAGCAAGCGGUCCCCACCCCGGCUCCUGGAGCUGGCGGGCCGGGGCCUGCUGCGGGAGGAGGCCUUGGCUGUUGCCGCUCUGGAGGAGCUGCCCACGGAGCUCUUCCCACCACUGUUCAUGGCGGCCUUUGCCGGGAGACGCAGCCGGGCGCUGACGGCCAUGGUGCGGGCCUGGCCCUUCCCGUGCCUUCCGCUGGGGGCCCUGAUGAAGAAACAGGAGACGCGCCGGGAGACCUUACAAGCUGCGCUCGAUGGGCUCGACGGCCUGCUCGCCCAGAAGGUUCGUCCCAGGAGAUGGAAACUGAGGAUGCUGGAUUUACGGGAGGAUGCGCAUCAGGACUUCUGGGCCUUAUGGUCUGGAGCCAGGCCCAGAGCCCGGGUGCUCUCGCUGUCAGAGCCGGGGGCAGCCCAGCCUGUGCCAAAGAGGCGAAAAGUGGACCAUUCAGGGAUGGGGGCGAAGCAGCCCGGGGCCCCCCUGGAGGUGCUCAUAGAUCUUUGCUUCAAGGAAGCCGCCCUGGAUGAAUUCCUCACCAACCUUAUGGAGUGGGUGGGGCAGAGGAAAGGCUCCCUCCACCUGUGCUGCAGGAAGCUGAAGAUUUUUGCAAUGCCGAUACAAAACCUCAAGAAGCUCCUGAAGAUGGUGCAGCUGCACUGCAUCCAGGAAGUGGAUGUGAGUUGCACCUGGAAACUGCCUGUCCUGGGAUGCUUUGCUCCUCACCUGGGGCAGAUGGUCAAUCUGCACAGACUCCUUCUCUCCCACAUCCGCGUGCCUUCCCGCAGUUCCCCUGCCGAGGAGGAGCGUCACGUUGCCCAGUUCAGCUCACAGAUUCUCAGUCUGUGCCACCUCCAGGAGCUCUAUUUGAACUCUGUCUUCUUUCUCAAAGGCCGCCUGGACCAGGUGCUCGGGUGCCUGAGAAGCCCCCUGGAGACCCUUUCGAUAACACAUUGCCCACUUCAGGAAUCCGACUUGACACAUCUGUCACUGUGCCCAAACACCAGCCACCUAAAGCGACUGGAUCUGAGUGGUGUCAUUCUGCUCAGUAUGAGCCCCGAGCCUCUCAAGGUUCUGCUGGAGAAAGUCUCAGUCACCCUGCAAAACCUGGAUUUAGAGGAGUGCGGGCUCACGGACUCCCAGCUUAGCGUCAUCCUGCCUGCCCUGGGCCGCUGCUCCCGACUCAAGACCUUCAGCUUCUGUGGAAACUCCAUCUCGAUGCCUGCCCUGGAGAACCUGCUGCGGCACACCGCUAGGCUGGGACGGUUACACCUCGGAUUAUACCCUGCCCCUCUGGAGAGCUACCAGGAACUCCACGGUGCUCUCCACCUGGGAAGACUUGCUGAGCUCCACGCCAGGCUGAAGGCGAUGCUGCGGGAGCUGGGGCAGAGCCGCACGAUCUGGCUCAGUGACCACCUCUGCCCUCAGUGCGGCAACAGGGCAUUCUAUGUCCCGGAACCCAUCCAGUGCCCCUGCUACACGCGUGCCUAG
Choloepus didactylus (southern two-toed sloth) is the source of this 1548-nucleotide messenger RNA. Its product is annotated as melanoma antigen preferentially expressed in tumors-like. Gene Ontology annotation, cellular component: cytoplasm. The record is from RefSeq and is a predicted model, not a curated record. Bases 1 to 1548 code for a protein of 515 amino acids. Lineage: Eukaryota; Metazoa; Chordata; Mammalia; Pilosa; Megalonychidae. Gene Ontology annotation, biological process: negative regulation of DNA-templated transcription; positive regulation of cell population proliferation; negative regulation of cell differentiation. The transcript has 4 exons.